Molecule: messenger RNA, 263 nt
Organism: Hemiscyllium ocellatum (epaulette shark)
Lineage: Eukaryota; Metazoa; Chordata; Chondrichthyes; Orectolobiformes; Hemiscylliidae
Product: small ribosomal subunit protein eS28-like
Exons: 1
Coding region: 5-214 (69 amino acids)
Biological process (GO): ribosomal small subunit assembly; translation; maturation of SSU-rRNA
Cellular component (GO): cytosolic small ribosomal subunit; ribosome
Molecular function (GO): structural constituent of ribosome
Source: RefSeq, a predicted model, not a curated record
CACCAUGGAGGGACCGCGGACACGGAACGUUAAACUUGCCCGGGUUACCAAAAUUCUUGGAAGGACUGGCUCACAGGGGCAAUGUACUCAGGUCCGUGUGGAAUUUAUGGAUGACAGCAACCGUUCCAUCAUUCAAAAUGUGAAAGGGCCAGUCCGUGAGGGAGAUGUACUCACACUUCUGGAAUCUGAGCGUGAAGCAAGAAGAUUGCGAUAAAAGAUCAACAAAGCUGAUGCCAGUUGUGAUAACUGGUUGCGGACAUUUU